UUGGUGAAAUCCCAUUGGACAGAAUUGUAUUUUACACUUUGGCUGACGUGUGGGUUCCUAUUUAUCCCUUUCUGCCUGCUGGAGCUGUCAAGACGGCCUCCUGAACCAGGGGUUCAAAAUGACUUCUUCAUUGUGUGUGCUGGGGCCUCUUUGUUGCCUCUUGCUCAUCUCAGGCCACCUGGAGGCCAAGACUCUGCUGAGCGCCAUCCAGCAGGAAGCAAUGGUUCCUGUGAGCGAACUCAGCCUGGACUCAGAGAAAGCCAACGGCUUCUUGACUCACUCCAGACCCAGACGUAACGUGGAACCGAAGUGGCACAGAGGAAACCCAGACUUCCAGUCCUACUACAGAUACUACAGCAGUAUCGGACACGUGGAGGGGCUCUAUGAGAUCGACAAGCUGAGGAUGCUCUACCAGCAGAUGAGGUAUCUGGAGCAGACGUACGGUCCCGACGCCCCGUACUACCAGAACAAACUCGUGCCAAAGAUCAAGUGCGACCCAGCUACUGACAAAUCGUGCAAACUCCCACCUCCGCCUCCUCCCAUGAAAGGGCUCCCAAAGCCCACAGAACCCCCGAUAAUUCCUCCACCUCCCCCCGCCAUGUCUCAGGCUGACGUGCUCUUCCUCUGCAACAGCAAGGACCCCCUCUGCAAGCCUCACAUCGUCUACCUGCCUUCAGGCGCCGUGCCUGUACUCUGUGACCCUCGCUACCACCCCCACUGCACCCCUCAGAAGGCCCCACCAGCCCCCGUGGUAGUGCAGAAACAUCUUCCUCCUCCUCCUCCUCCAAAGAAGUCUGCUCCACCUCCACCUCCAGUCUACGUCAAGAAGACCCCCGUGGUCCCUGUCCGUGCCUUCAAGGGCAUGGAGUAUGACUGCGACCCCUACUGGGACCCCGACUGCCUGAUCGACCACCCUCCCAGGUCCAUCAAGGGAAAGAUCGAGGCGCCUCCACCAACUCCCCCACCUGAGGAGGAGCCGGUAGAAGAGCCGUUACCCCCCGCUCCCAAAGAAAAGAAACUAACCUACCCACACCCUUACCCUUACUACUACUUCCCCCACCCGUAUGACCCCAGGGAUGACCUUUAUGACCCUGCUCGCUUCCAGUACCCACAGCCUGAUGCUGCAGCUGAUGAGCCUGCAGAGGAGGGGCAUUGAUAAUUAGGUGGGAGGGGCGGUGAAACAGCUGUCUUUAAAUGGAGCAGGCUGAUUGACACCAGGCAUAGAAUACAGCUGUGAUUAGAUCCGUCUGGAUUCAGAAUCACCUUCAGCAUGAGGGGAAGCGGUUUUUACUCAACAUGGCCAUUCAUGCAUUUGCUCUUUGAACAGAUUUCAAAAUAAAAGUCAGUUUAUGGUUUGACAUUUGCAUAGACACACGUUUCCACGCCGGUGCAACGUGGCAGCUAAACUAAAGUGUACCGACUCAGACUGGAGAUCAUUAGGUCUGCUUCCGCUGUACAUCUAACACCCAAAUAAAAGCUGACUCCUGCUACACGUUGCACUCAGUG
This is a messenger RNA of Oryzias latipes (Japanese medaka), 1506 nucleotides long. It is a transcript of the gene and4, whose product is annotated as actinodin4. The record is from RefSeq and is a predicted model, not a curated record. NCBI's taxonomy places the organism in Eukaryota, Metazoa, Chordata, Actinopteri, Beloniformes, Adrianichthyidae.